AUGGUACCUUUGAAGGCCUUCGCCGCCUUGGCUGCCGCUGGGCUUGUGCAUCUAGCAUGGGCUAGGCAGGUUCACUUUGACCUGGACCUGACCUGGCAAAAAGGUGCGCCCGAUGGCAACCUGCGCGAGAUGAUCUUCAUGAACGAUCAGUUCCCCGGCCCCGAACUGCGCAUAGAUCAGGGUGAUGACGUCGAGUUCGUUGUACACAACCACAUGCCUUUCAAUACCACCAUUCACUUCCACGGCAUCGAGCAGCUGAAUACUCCAUGGUCUGACGGUGUGCCGGGUCUUACCCAAAAGCCUAUUCAGCCGGGACAUAGCUGGACAUACCGUUGGACCGCAACCCAGUACGGUACUUACUGGUAUCAUGCUCAUGCUCGGGGCGACAUGUCAGAUGGUCUCUAUGGGGCCAUUUGGAUCAAUCCUGGUCCGGAUGUACCUCAACCUUUCCAUCUUAUCUCAAAUAAUGCACAGGAUAUUGAAGCAAUGAAAAAUGCAGAGAAGAAUCCUCACCUUGUCAUACUCUCUGAUUGGGACCAUUUGACCUCAUCGGAGUACCAAAAAGCAAUGGAAGACAGCCGGCUGGGCCUCACCUGUUCUGACAGUGUUCUCAUUAACGGCCGCGGAGCAGUAUACUGCCCAGGAGCCGAAAAGAUCUCCAGCGUGGAACUUCCUUAUUUGGAGACUUUGAUUGACAAUAAGCCUCUGACUGACAAGGGAUGCCUUCCCAAUAUCUAUGAGACACAGGGCGACUUCCCUCCAACCUAUGAAAACAAGCUUCCAGCUGGACUAAAUUCGGGUUGUACUCCUACCACUGGUUUGCACGAGACUAUUGAAGUUGAUCCCAAUACCGGCUGGGUCAGUCUCAAGUUUAUCAGUGCGGCGUCAAUCAAGGCUCUUAUGUUUUCUAUUGAUGAACACCCCAUGUAUAUCUAUGAGGUUGAUGGUAGCUACAUCGAGCCUCAGCUUGCUGAGAGUGUUAACAUCUACAGUGGCGAGCGCUACGCUGCGAUGAUCAAGCUCGACAAGCCUUGGAAGGAAUACAGUAUUCGUGUUCCAGACACCCAGGCCGAUCAGGUCAUUUCUGGCUUUGCUACAAUGAAAUACAAGGGCUCUCAAGACACCACUCCCUCUCUGCCUUAUGUGGACUACGGCGGAAGAAACACGUCCGCCUCCGUCCGUGCCCUGCAAAAUAAGGCAAUCAAGAAUUACCCUGCUGUCACUAUCCCUAAGGCCGCUGAUCAGCUUGUCAACCUCACCCUUGGCCGUUUGGGCUCCUCUUACACAUGGACUACUUCAGGCAGUGGCUUGUACGACAUGAUGGCCAACUGGGACAGUCCGAUUCUUUAUGACAUCAACGCAAAGAACAACCUGGAGCCUCAAGUUACAAUCCAAACCAAGAAUGGAACCUGGGUCGAUUUAUUGCUUCAGUUGGGCGAAAUGCCGAACAGCCCUGCUAUCCAGGCCCCUCAUGUAAUGCACAAGCACUCCAAUAAGGGUUUCAUUCUUGGAGUUGGUCCUGGAAUUUUCAAUUGGUCCAGCACCGAAGAAGCUUAUGCCGCGCGCCCUGACCUCUUCCAACUGGAAAACCCCCAAAUGAGAGAUACUUUCGUCACCAUUGGCCCUAAGGGACCAACAUGGAUGAUUGUGCGGUACCAGGUUGUCAACCCUGGACCCUUCCUCUUCCACUGCCAUAUCCAUACUCACAUGGCUAAUGGAAUGGCUGUUGCUCUCCUCGAUGGCAUAGAUGCGUGGCCUCGAGUCCCUAAAGGUGAGGACCAGACCCCCCGCCCCCGACAGCCUCAUCGGUAG
Messenger RNA from Penicillium griseofulvum, 1812 nucleotides. RefSeq names its product laccase abr2 (gene abr2). The transcript is spliced from 5 exons. Gene Ontology annotation, molecular function: copper ion binding; oxidoreductase activity. The record is from RefSeq and is a predicted model, not a curated record. Bases 1 to 1812 code for a protein of 603 amino acids. NCBI's taxonomy places the organism in Eukaryota, Fungi, Ascomycota, Eurotiomycetes, Eurotiales, Aspergillaceae.